AUGUUUCCUCCAACUCAAGGGUUGCGCCUGGACAUUGAUGCCAUUAGUCAGAUUUUUGGAUCAAUCAGCAUUGCUUGUUGGAUAGUCGUCUUUUCGCCGCAAAUCAUUGAAAACUGGAAGAGGAGCUCUGCAGAAGGACUAUCAGUCGUAUUCAUCGUAAUAUGGCUUCUCGGCGACUUCUUCAACAUCAUAGGAGCCGUGUUGCAAGGGGUGUUGCCCACCAUGAUUAUCCUGGCUGUGUACUACACACUCGCAGAUAUUGUCUUGCUCCUCCAGUGUUUCUGGUACAAGGGCUUCACGCUGCGCGACGACUUUAAGAAGCCCACGUCUGAUUCUGAUGAAGAUAGCAUAACCAGCGAGCAGUCUCCGCUCCUUGGAGAGCGUAGACCGCACUCAAACGGAUCUCCUUAUAACAACCAACACGGCAAUGGUAUCGAGGUCCAGCGGCCCAGGAUCUCAGACUAUGAAAGACGCGGAUCAGGAAAUUCGCAGAGCUCAUUCCGCGAACGCUAUCUUUCCAUCGACGGCACUCAUCUCUCGCCCGUCACUCCGCUCCUCGACGACCCCACGUCCGGCCGCAGCACCAGCGCCAUUGCAACCAGCCCCCCACCCCAACAAUCCAACCUCCAAAUGAUCAUCUUUAACGCAGGAACCAUAAUCCUCGUCUGCGCCGCCGGCGUUUUCGGUUGGUACCUCAGCGCACGCAACUCAACCGUCCCCAGAGACUCCGAUCCCCCAGCCGACUCAACCCUGCACUUUAACCUCUGGGGCCAAAUCUCCGGCUACGUGUGUGCUGCGCUGUAUCUUGGUUCUCGCGUGCCUCAGCUCCUGCUCAACUACCGCCGCAAGUCCACCGAAGGGAUUAGCAUGCUCUUCUUCCUCUUUGCUUGCCUUGGAAACCUCACUUAUGUCCUUAGCAUUCUGGUGUACAAGCCAAAGUGCGGAGGUGGCGUCUGUCAUGACGGUGAGGGCCGUGCAGAGUAUGGAAAGUAUAUCGCGGUGAAUAUGAGUUGGUUGCUAGGAAGUUUCGGGACGCUGUUGCUUGAUGCGGGUGUUUUUGUGCAGUAUUUCAUGUAUAGGACUGAUGAUGAGGAGAGUAGUGAUGAGGAGUAUUAA
Bipolaris zeicola 26-R-13 is the source of this 1116-nucleotide messenger RNA. RefSeq lists its product as uncharacterized. The transcript has 2 exons. Gene Ontology annotation, cellular component: fungal-type vacuole membrane. Gene Ontology annotation, biological process: basic amino acid transmembrane export from vacuole. Bases 1 to 1116 code for a protein of 371 amino acids. Lineage: Eukaryota; Fungi; Ascomycota; Dothideomycetes; Pleosporales; Pleosporaceae. The record is from RefSeq and is a predicted model, not a curated record.